Messenger RNA from Cheilinus undulatus (humphead wrasse), 3576 nucleotides. It is a transcript of the gene ncam1a, whose product is annotated as neural cell adhesion molecule 1a. The record is from RefSeq and is a predicted model, not a curated record. Gene Ontology annotation, cellular component: membrane; neuron projection. Gene Ontology annotation, biological process: cell adhesion. Lineage: Eukaryota; Metazoa; Chordata; Actinopteri; Labriformes; Labridae. The transcript is spliced from 22 exons. Gene Ontology annotation, molecular function: protein binding. The coding region runs from base 195 to 2441 and encodes 748 amino acids.
CUGACACACGGAGAGCAUCUAGUGGAGGGGUGAAGAACUCCUGCUGGAAUAAAUUACACAUAUGCACAGCAGCAAUUCCCCUAAGAUGAUGGACAGCAAAGAACAGACAGCAAACAGAAGAGCAGCAGCACAGAGACACCUCGCUUGUGUAAAGUGCGUCUGCUCUUCAAGGAGAAUAUCUGUGACACAUUACAAUGCUUCAAAUAAGGGACCUCAUCUGGGGAUUGCUAUUCAUUGGCAGUGCAGCCGCCAUCCAGGUGCAAAUCACCCCGACACAAGGUGAAAUCAGCGUGGGAGAGUCCAAAUUUUUUCUCUGUGAAGUGGUGGGAGAUGCUAAAGACAUAGACUGGUUCGCUCCCAGUGGAGAGAAGAUCCUCCCCAACAGGCAGGACAUCUUUGUGAGCCGCAGUGAUGAAACCACGUCAACCCUCACCAUCUACCACGCCAACGUGGACAGCGCCGGGAUCUACAAGUGUGUGGCAAAGAACGGGGACAAGGAGGCCCAGGCUACAGUCCAAGUCAAGAUCUUUCAAAAGAUCACCUUCCAGAAGGCUCCCAGCCCGCAGGAGUUCAAUGAAGGCGAUGACGCCGAUCUAGUGUGUGAUGUGGUCAGCUCGCCGCCACCCGCCAUCAUUUGGAAGCAUAAGGGCUCCAAGAUCCAGGCUGCCAAAGACGUGCGAUUUAAGAUCCUGGAUAAUGGCCACCUGCAGAUCCGAGGCAUCAAGAAGACAGAUGAGGGCAUGUACAACUGCGAGGCUCGCGUCAUGGCCAGGGGAGAGAUUGACUUCAGGAUGAUCAAGGUCGUAGUUAAUGUUCUUCCCACCAUCCGUGCCAGGCAGUCAGACGUUAACGCCACGGCAGACAUCGGCAGCAUGGCUCUGUUGGCCUGUGAUGCUGACGGCUUCCCCGAACCCACCGUCACCUGGGCACAUAACAACAUUGUCCUUGAAACAGGCGAUAAGUACAGCCUGAACGAGGAUGGCUCAGAAUUGGUAAUAAAAGACGUCAAGAAAGUGGAUGAAGGAGAUUACACUUGCAUCGCCAAGAACAAGGCGGGAGAGAAAGCCGAGGAAGUCAGCCUGAACGUGUUUGUGCAACCCAAGAUCACCUACCUGAAUAACCAGACUGCCUCAGAGUUUGAUGAACAAGUCACCCUGACCUGCGAGGCAUCGGGCGACCCCACACCCACCAUCUCCUGGAGUUUUGAAAACAGAGUAUUCACUGAAGGAGAGCAGGCUUCAUGGACGAGACCAGACAAAUAUGAGAGCCUCGAUAGAAACAUUGUGGUGCGCAGCCACGCACGGGUGUCCUCCCUCACCUUGAAGAACGUCCAGUUCACAUACGCCGGCCUCUAUCUCUGCACCGCCAGCAACUCCAUCGGACAGGACGACCAGCUUGUGCACUUGGAAGUCCGCUAUGCUCCAAAGAUCAUGGGUUCAGUGGCGUGGUACACGUGGGAGGGAAACCCGACCAACAUCAGCUGUGAGGUAGAGGCUCACCCUGGAGCCUCGGUGAUCUGGUUCAGAGACGGCCUCCCGCUGCCGCACGCAAACGCCACCAACGUGAAGAUCUACAACACACCAACCGUCAGCUACCUGGAGGUCAGUCCCUCUCAGAAUGACUUUGGCAGCUACAACUGCACAGCGACCAAUGUGAUGGGCACCGAGUCCAAGGAGUUCCUCCUUAUCCAAGCAGAAGUUCCAUCAUCGCCUGUAGUUCACAUGGUGGAGCCUUUCUCCAGCACAGCAGUGGUACAUUUCAGGGAGCCUGAGUCCUUGGGUGGAGUGCCCAUUAUCAGGUACAAAGUGGAGUGGCGUUUGCCCGGCAGGGACUGGAUGAGCAAGGAGCACGAUGCUGAUGAAGACUUGUCCAAGAUCACCAUCGUUGGCCUGAAGCCAGAGACGAACUAUGAGGUCAAGAUGUCCGCCAUCAAUGGCAAAGGCGAAGGCGAGAGCAGCAUGCCCUACAACUUCAAGACCGAGCCAGUCCAGUAUUCUUUCACAAUUUCAUCAGAGAUACCACCCUCUAUCGCUGCCACCACUAUGGCCAGUAAAGGGGAACCCAGUGCCCCCAAACUAGAAGGCAAGGUCCAGAGCGGGGGAAAUGUUCUUAAGGUCAACUGGAUCAAGCAGGACGAUGGCGGUUCUCCCAUUAAACAUUACCUUGUCAGAUACAAGGCUAAGCACGUAUCCGACUGGAAACCAGAGAUCCGCCUCCCUCAUGACAGCGACUAUGCUGUCCUGAGCGGUCUCGAUUGGGACACAGAGUACGAAGUUCACGUGGUGGCCGAGAACCAGCAGGGCAAGUCGCAGCCUGGCAUCUUCUCCUUCAGAACGGCCACAGAGCCCACCACCAUCCCAGCGACCCUGGGUUGCCGAUGUGUGACGUACAGUCUGGCAGCUCUUCUGCUGUCCAUGCUGACUGCGCUCUGGCUCUCAUAAACUGAUUUCGUUCAAGGAGAAAGAGGAUGGUCUGAGCCUUUGAAAUCUGUGGGCCCAGAAUCCUUUGCUUUCUAUGCCUUUUUGACCCUUGUGCAGCCACACACAAGAUACAAAAAAGAUGAAGAGUCAAGACAUUGGUUUCAUGACGUUAUUACAGGGUGCUCAGUACUUGCAUCAUUCUCAAAUUUCUGGGAAUUUAGAUUCUGUUCUGAUUUGUUUUCAUCUGUUUUCAUGUUGUAAAUGAAUAGCCUAAGAAAGAGACAAAAUAAGAGGGUGUUAUUGUAAAAAAUUGGACUUGGGUGCUCUUUUGAAUUAGACAAAGUGUCGCUGCUUUGUUUUAGAUGCAAUUAGUAACACAUUCAUAAUGCCUUAAUGUGAUCUUAAGAGGGAUGAUCAAUAGAAUAAUUUCCUUACUCCGUCUGAUUAUGUGUCGACAAUGUGCUAACCAGAAACGGCAACAGUAAAGAGACUUUUAUUUUGGGAUUUAUUGCCUAAUUAAAGGACACAUCAUUCCACUGCAAUGUCAGAAAUGACACAAAAGCAUGAACACUGCAUGAAAGCUGUCACAAGGCAUGAUCCAGUAUUCAUGAAUGUGCUAUGCAGCUGCUUUGAAGCUCCCCAGUCAAAGCAUUAUGAAUGUGUUAACCAGGCGAAGAGUACAUGCUGUGCCUAAUUUCUGUCUUUUGGAUACAAGCUUGAAAUGUCCUGCAGUACAAAGCGAAGAAGAAAAACAUUUAGGGAGAAAUGUUGGAUUGGUUUUGUUCAGAGACUUGAGUUUGUUAUUUUUUAACAUUAUAUAAUGCUCACUUUCAGACACAUUAUUAUGUAACCACCUUGUCAGGAGAGAGCAGAAAGUUGUGCAGAUAAACUAAUCAUGUUUGUGACAAAGUGUACAUAAUCUUUUCAGACUGACCUUCAAGAAAUACAAGAAAUCAGCUGUUUUUUUCUUUUGAUUUUGAUGAAUCAUGUUCUCUUUUUACCUGAAAGCAGAGAAAUGUCUGAAAUACAUAAAUGCAACAGCCGUUCAACACUAAAAAUUUCAUUUUCAACAAUGUGAAAUGAUUCUAUUCUCUGAGACCUUUUUGUAAGUACAUAUCAGUGUAUUUCCAUGUAACCAUUGUAGGGUUGAAAUAAA